AUGUCACUUCUUCCUGCUUCGAAGACAUCAAGAAGACGUAAGAAUAGGCAGAAAAGCUCAAAGUCUGACAGAGAGGGUAACAAGAACUUCAAGUUAGCUUUUCGCCAUCUUCCUCAGGACCUUAGCGAAGAACAAUUUGAUGAACAUAUCGCUUCCUACAAAGAUCCUAGCUUAAAGAUUGUCAGCAAAUAUUAUGUUCAAGGAAGUGCUUCUCAAGGCAUAUACAACAAACCAAUCUACUCUAGAGCAUACAUAUUACUAGAAAACGAAGAGGCUUACAAUGCUUUCUCUAAUCAGGUACGUGGAAAGCCCUUUGGAUCAUUGAAUAGCACCAAUACAGUACCAGCAAUUGGAAGAGCUCUAUAUGAUAGAAUGCCUAACAAUUCUGGUCUGAAGAAAAAAGGCAAGGAAUCGUUGGAGAAAGACGACCUUUAUCAAGAGUUCUUGCGGCUUUUUGAAGAAGACAAGGUGGACGACUUCAGUAUAAGUCAAAUAUUAGAAAGGAAGCGAAGAGGGGCCAAAAAAGGGAACAAGGAAACUAAGAAAAAAGGUGCUGGUGAGAAGGAGUCGAAGAAAGAAGGGAAAAAGAAAAAGGACAAGAUUAAGGUUGCUGAUAAUCUUGAAAAACCCGAAUCCAAAACUCAGCUGGUAUCUGAGUCUAAAGGCACAGAGAAAGAAAGAAAGCGUAAAAGAAAUAGAAAGAAACGGGGAGCUGAAAAAGCUGAAAAGCCCCAAGGUCCUCAAGAUCUGGACGCCAGUGUCAAUGCAAGUAUUAAGCUCGGAGCCGAGAAAGAAAAGAAUCCAAAACGCAGGCAAAAAAGAAAGACUGCUGCAGAGAAGAAAGUCCGGGCACGAGGAAAGCAGAACCAGGAUGGAAAAGGGGUCUCUGAAGCUAAAAGUUCUACAGAAAAUAUACCAGGAGAACCCACCAAGAAAAUUUUAACAAGAAAUUCCAAGAACAACUCUGAAGACCAAACGAGUUAA
Molecule: messenger RNA, 984 nt
Organism: Priceomyces carsonii
Lineage: Eukaryota; Fungi; Ascomycota; Pichiomycetes; Serinales; Debaryomycetaceae
Exons: 1
Coding region: 1-984 (327 amino acids)
Biological process (GO): nuclear-transcribed mRNA catabolic process, nonsense-mediated decay; positive regulation of translation
Cellular component (GO): nucleolus; cytoplasm
Molecular function (GO): mRNA binding
Source: RefSeq, a predicted model, not a curated record